Molecule: messenger RNA, 2331 nt
Organism: Grosmannia clavigera kw1407
Lineage: Eukaryota; Fungi; Ascomycota; Sordariomycetes; Ophiostomatales; Ophiostomataceae
Product: c6 zinc finger domain containing protein
Exons: 2
Coding region: 1-2331 (776 amino acids)
Biological process (GO): regulation of DNA-templated transcription
Molecular function (GO): DNA-binding transcription factor activity, RNA polymerase II-specific; zinc ion binding
Source: RefSeq, a predicted model, not a curated record
AUGUCAAAGCAGCGUCUUUAUCUGAACUCCGCGCAGAAUGAUCGGGAAGAGCACAGCUUCGGCCAUGCCAUUAACGAAGCGAUGCCAGCUCAGCGCACGAGGCAGACCUGCACUGCCUGCACGCGGCGCAAGGUCAAGUGCUCCAAGACAGUUCCAUGCACCAACUGCAUCCGAAGGGGUGAGAUAGAUCUUUGCGCAGUAGGUGCAAUCCCGGGUCAUGUGGCAGAGGCCAGAGAAGGAUCUUCCGUCUCUCCACGGCAGCGGCAUCACCAGAUACAGAGACACUCCAAUGGCCACCAGGACGAGGUGCAAAUGCUCUGGCGGCGCGUUGCCGAGCUGGAGGCAUUACUGGUCUCAAAGAGCGGCACACAUGCGAGUGUAGAGACGCAGCCAAGACCACUGGCUUCACCUGAGAGCACCAACACGACGACCACCACCGAUCGAUGUGUCGACGAGGAUUCCCAGGACACGGUGAUCGAGGACGCGGCAUCAAUCUUGGAGUUCCUGGCAUGGGGGCGGCACAAAGGAGCGGCUGCUGGCAGCUUUUCUUCUAACGGAGCAGACACGAUUUCGGGCGCGUUUGUACCAGACAGUCUGGGAGACACGUCCCAGCUGGCGGUGCUGCAGAUGCUGCUGCCGGAUGAACGCACGAUAUGGCGGCUGGUGGACUACCACGUCGACAGUUUGCUGUGGUUCCACACAUCGUUCCACGCGCCGGCAUUUUACCGGCAGCUAGAGCGGUUCUUCGGACAGCAUGGCGGCCGCGUGGAGGCGCCAGGGGUCGACCUGCUGUGGGUAGCGCUGCUGUUUGCAGUGCUGACGGGCAGCAUCACAUGUGCACCAGACGGCAUCGUGCGUGAGACCUGGGCCAUUGGCGAUGAGGAGCGGGCGGUGCUGUCGCGGCGCUGGUUCCGGGCUGUGGUAGCGUGUCUGAACCAGGCCGAGUACACGGCCAACCUGUCGAUCGUGUCGGUGCAGGCGAUCUGCACGCUGACGAUGUCGGCACACCUGCUGGGCUUUUCGAACACGCAGUCGAUCCACCUGGCAGCAGCGGUGCGCAUAGCCCAGAGCCUUGGACUGCAUCGGAUCGGAGGAAGCGGGAGGGCCGAUGGCAUUGCUAGUUAUGCAGACCGACGUGGCCGAGCGAAAGAGACAGGCACAACGGUCGAAAUCGAGACGGGCCGGCGCCUAUGGCUGCAGCUCUGCUGUCAAGACUGGUUUGGGAUCCCGUUCUCGGAGAGCUGUCUGAUCCACCCACUGCACUCACAGUCGCAGCCACCGAUCAACUGCCACGACGAGGCCGACACGCUGCAGCCGCUGACCGAGGACGUGCCGACAGUGACGAGCUACGGCCGCUUCCUGACGGCCAUUGCGUCCAUCAUGCCGCAGCUGCAGGACGGGCUGCUGUCGCGCAGCACGCCCUUUACGCGUUAUGAACAGGUGCUCGCGAGCGACCGACGCAUGCGGACGCUGGCCACGGCUGGCCGGCCGGCCUUUCUCGCCAGCAGCACGCCGCUCGACCCGGCCUGGCCGGCCUGGGUGCCGUGGGCCCGCCACUCGCUGGCCAUCUCGUCGGCCCACAAGAUCAUCAUGAUCCACCGGGCCUUCUUGUCCGAGAGUCUGACCAACCCGGCUUAUGGCUUCACCCGUCGCACCUGUCUGGCCGCGGCCAAGACGAUCAUCAAGGAGUACCGCGACGUCGUGGCGGCCGACCGGGACGGCAGCAGCGCCGGGAGCGGAGGCCCCGUCUUGUGGGUGCACCAGGCGUUUGCUGUUGCCGCAGGCAUCAUCCUCAUACUCGACGUGCUGCACCGACAGCCGGCCGAGCCCGAGUACGGGCCACACCUUCAGCUGGCUGAGGAGGUUGUUGCCAUCCUCCACCGCUUUCCUACCAGCCUGAUUGCCGUGCGUGGUGUCAAGCUGCUGUCAGCCCUCCUGCUUGAGGCUGGAAAGUACGAUCAUGCAACGAAGAGGAGUCGUGGACUCAACGUCCCCUCAUUUGUCCGGUCCUUUUGCGGAAAUCUGGCUAGGAAUAGACAGCCCGAGAGCGACGUCUAUACCACAGGGGCUACGCGGCAGGAACAUGAACCGUUGCGUGCCAGUUGGACUAGCAGCCAGGGUAGUUCGCCGAGUAAAGGAAUGCAAGAGAAGGGGACGACCGGACGGUCAACAGAAACACCAUUCACGAACGCAAACGGUCUUGGCACCGGUUCGGAAAACCGACCGACCACAGAUCAGGACGAGCUGCUUUUCCUUCCACCCAGUAUUGUCAGCUCUUCCACGUUUGGAAACCUACUGUAUUUAGCAAAUUACGACUUUCCUGAAACAUGA